UAUUUCUUCUGUUUUACAUACAGGUUGUAAAUUCAAACGUAUCAUUGCAACGAAUGGAGGAAUUGUUCUUUGCUGAAGAGAGAAUUCUCUUACCUAAUCCACCACUUGAACCUUGUCUUCCUGCCAUCUCAAUCAGGGACGGAUACUUUUCAUGGGAUUUUAAGCCUGAGCGUCCCACUUUGUCAAAUAUUAAUUUGGAUAUACCAGUUGGUGAGCUAGUUGCAAUUGUGGGUGGGACUGGAGAAGGAAAGACAUCUCUGAUUUCAGCAAUUCUUGGGGAGCUUCCUCCCUUAGGCAAUGCAAGUGUCACUACCAGAGGAACUAUUGCAUAUGUUCCUCAAGUUUCUUGGAUCUUCAAUGCCACUGUACGUGGAAAUAUAUUAUUUGGUUCCAACUUUGAACCAACAAGAUAUUCGAAGGCAAUAGAUGUCAGUGCAUUGGACCAUGAUCUGGAGUUACUUCCAGGUCGAGACCUUACAGAAAUCGGCGAAAGAGGGGUGAAUAUUAGCGGAGGACAAAGACAAAGAGUGUCAAUGGCUAGGGCUGUCUACAAAAAUUCCGAUGUCUAUAUUUUUGAUGAUCCCCUAAGUGCUCUUGAUGCACAUGUGGGCCAGCAGGUUUUUAAGAAAUGUAUAAAGGAAGAAUUGCAAGGAAAGACUAGGGUGCUUGUGACAAAUCAGCUGCAUUUUCUACCUCAGGUGGAUAGGAUCAUUUUGGUCUCUGAAGGAAUGGUGAAAGAGGAUGGGAGUUUCGAGGAUCUCUCCAAAAAUGGCGCACUUUUUCGAAAGCUAAUGGAAAAUGCUGGGAAAAUGGAAAGUUAUGGUGUUGAAACUGACGACCCAAACUUUGACUAUGAGAGUUCACAAUCUUCUUUAAACAUAGGGCAUGAGCUCCAAAAGAAUGAAACCUCCGUAACCAAAAGGAGAGCUGGUAAAUCUGUUCUUAUCAGGCAGGAAGAGCGGGAAACUGGUAUUAUCAACUGGAAUGUCUUGAUGAG
Messenger RNA from Nicotiana tabacum (common tobacco), 997 nucleotides. NCBI's taxonomy places the organism in Eukaryota, Viridiplantae, Streptophyta, Magnoliopsida, Solanales, Solanaceae. The record is from RefSeq and is a predicted model, not a curated record.